Messenger RNA from Hemiscyllium ocellatum (epaulette shark), 832 nucleotides. Its product is annotated as homeobox protein Nkx-3.1-like. Lineage: Eukaryota; Metazoa; Chordata; Chondrichthyes; Orectolobiformes; Hemiscylliidae. Bases 60 to 659 code for a protein of 199 amino acids. Gene Ontology annotation, biological process: cell differentiation; regulation of transcription by RNA polymerase II. Gene Ontology annotation, cellular component: nucleus. Gene Ontology annotation, molecular function: DNA-binding transcription factor activity, RNA polymerase II-specific; RNA polymerase II cis-regulatory region sequence-specific DNA binding. The record is from RefSeq and is a predicted model, not a curated record. The transcript is spliced from 2 exons.
UCCUCGAUUUCCAAAACUGAAACCUGUGGAGGGAGUGAGUCUGACAGACACACACACACAUGGCUUUCACGCCGUUUCGUAUCCAGGACAUCCUGUCGCUGGAGGAGACUUCGCCAGGCAGCCUUCCUCGAGAGUUGCCAGGGGGGAGGGAGGAGACAGGACAGAGCAGCGGGUCUGCCGCUGCAGCACAGUUCCAGCCCAGCUCCCAGAACAGCCCGGAGCUGGGAGUCACAACUCAGCCUCUGGGGAGGACAGCAGAUUCCACCGAAUUGAGGAGUGCCAGCAGUCAGAGGACCAUGGGCACAGCCAGGGCUCGGAGAAGCCCCAGGAAGAAGCGUUCCCGAGCUGCUUUCUCACAUUCCCAGGUUCUCGAAUUGGAAAGGAGGUUCGACACUCAGAGGUACCUGUCAGCCCCAGAGAGGGCCAACCUGGCCACUGCCCUGAAGCUAACAGAAACCCAAGUGAAAAUCUGGUUCCAGAACCGCAGGUACAAGACCAAAAGGAAGAUGCUGGCUGCCAGUCAGAACUGUGCUGGGUUGAAGGAGCAGGCAGCAUCAAUAGAAGGGAGCUCCCAACUACCUGUCCAAUCUCCAUACCCAUGUUACCACUAUUACCCUUACUUCUACUGCCUGGCAUCUGUCCCAGCUACAGGCUGCUGACCUCCUGAUGACCAAAAGCCUGAAGAGACUCUGCACUUUAUUUAUUUCAUCAGUGGUGGCUGGAAACAGUUUUUCAACCUUAACAGGCAAAUGGGUGUAAAAGCCCCCCUCGCCCGGGCCCAUGCCACUCAUCUCUCUGUUGGUUUCAAGAUGAAUAAAACUGUAAUUCAAUA